AAAAUAAUCACUUCUCAUCGCUUACUAUGUCUGAUAACAAUAAUAAUGAUAAUAGUAAUAACAAUAGUAAAGAAAAUACAAAUUUAGAGAUUACUGAAAGAAACACUACUGAUACAUUAUGCCCAUUAUGUUGGAUUUUCAUACAAGAGAUUAAAAAGUGUAACGAACUGACUGAUGAGACAUCAUCACUCAACAAUUAUCUCAGUCAUCACCAGCAUCACCAACAUCGUUUAUACUUGAAACACUCAACACAAGGCACUCCAAACAAAAUUCAUAUUUCCACAUCCAAGCUGAAGCGUAAGAAACGUAAACCCCUGCCAAGAAAUGAUCAUAUUUCUGUUAUCAUCUUAGAUGAAUUAAAACGUUUCUGUGAGAAUACAACAAUUCGUGGCCUGCCGAGAAUAGUUCGUUCACAUAAUCGUCAUUUACGCUUGCUAUGGUUAAGCUUAGUAUGCAUACUUGUCUUAGGAUGUUUUGCUUGUAUGUUUUUCUUAGCAAGACAAUAUUUAGAAUAUAAUGUCAUUCAUCCACCACGUGUUCUCCGGCAUGCAUCUAGUCCAUUCCCAUCUGUAACUGUGUGUAACUUUCGACCAAUUUCACCGGAAGGAUUAAAGUAUUUACAAAUUAAAGGUUGGAAAACACCGAGAGAAUUUCUAUUGGAUAUAGCUGCAUAUGCAGAGCAUUUAUAUUAUUAUAAACAGAAACAAGCUGAGUAUAAUGCAGCAAGUGCAGCCUUCUCAUUAGCAGGCUUCUUAGAAAGUCUUCCAAACAAUGAAGAACGUAGGAAACUAGGUUAUCAGCAUAAUAAAUUAAUAAUUAAAUGCCAAAUAACCUAUCUGAACGGGAGUAAACCCGUUGCAGCACCAUGUGAACGCAACGGUAUUUGGCGUAAAUUUAUUCAUGCCCAAUAUUUAAACUGUGCCACCUUUGAACCGUAUAGUUAUUUACGUUCAACAUUAACAAAUAUUGAAAUGUAUAUUUACUUAGAUGAAAUGUUGAAACGUGCUCAUUGUAUUGAUUGUUUUCAUAAUGAAGUGAAAUCUCAAUUAUCUGGUGCACUGAUAUCAAUUCAUGGCGCUGAUACUAUACCAAAUAUCAAUGAUAAAAGUAUAAAUUUAAAACCUGGUACACUGACUGAAUUACGUUUGUCUAUUGUGGAAAAUAUUCAACAAAUGCCACCAUAUGGUAGAUGUUCUAUGAAUCAUCCAAUGAAUUUACAGUUAUAUGAUAUGAGUUAUAAUUAUUCAGAGUAUGCCUGUCGUCAUCUUACAAUACAAAAUGAUAUCAAUAAACAUUGUGGUUGUUAUUCAAUGGAAUAUGCGUAUAACGAAGAUGAAGGUUAUGAACCGUGUACAAGUCUUUCAAAAUUCAUCAGUACAUCGGGUUGUAGUCGUCGUCAGCUCAAAUCGUCAUUAUCAACAUCUUCAUUAGCAUCAUCAGAAUCAAAUGUAAAUAAUAAUUAUAAUAAUAUAAAUUCAACUAUAACAAAUAAUUCUUGUAUAGAUGAAAUGCAUAAAUUUGUUGAGAGAAUCAUGUGUAAGAGUUCAGUCACACAAAAUUAUGUUCACGGUGCAAUACCAAGUUGUACUAUGCCGUGUUCCUUCUACUCUUAUGAAUCAGAACAAUCUACAUCAACAUGGCCAACUAAAAGUUGGCAGUUGACAUGGUUGAAUUCAUCACAUAAUAAAAGGUUAGGCAUAUUUAAUAGUACAGAAUUUCAACCAUAUCAUGAAGCCCGACGUCAGCUAGAAAAAGGCAAUGAAACUGAGGCAGCUAAUAUUCUUGAGCAUACAAAUGUCUUAGAAAGAAAACUACUUGCUGUACUUAUUAAUCGGCCAAAUUUUGAUGUACGUAAAGUCGAGGAGAAAGAAGUUCUCUCACUGACAAGUUUAUUAUCACAAACUGGUGGAUUGUUUUCAAUAUGGAUUGGUUUGUCAAUGAUUUCCCUGGGUGAAGUAUUCGAAAUGUGCAUACGUUGUUAUAUAAGAGCUAAAAAUUCUAGGAAUUCUACAACAGCGGCUGCUACCUCUGCUAUUUCUUCGUGUUCAUCAUCUUCGUCGAUGCCUUCUUCAUUAUGUCAAGAGGAGAUAAUGCAUACAGUCCAGUGUUCUUGUGGGAAUACACUUUCACUUGAUCAUAAUAAUCAUGUGUCAGGUGUUAGCCAUCACAUGUUUUGUAGUACUCUGUCAAAUUAUCUCACGAAUGAUUUCACUGCAUCUGAAAAUAUUAGUCAAACAACGGCUGAGGGGAAUGUUCAGCAGACAGGCCUCUCACCCUUGUCAAUAGAGGAAAAAAAGCACAAUGGACAUGAAAAAUAUUCCCACCGUCAUCACAAGCAUCAUCAACAUCAACGGCGUCGCCAACAUCAACCACAGCAAAACGUAUCCACAGAAUUAUCAUCAAAUGCUUAAUAGAGUCAGUUGAACAGUUAAUAUAUGUAUACAACUUGUAAAAGAGAAUAAACCAAACAUAUAUAUACAUACAUAUUAGUCACAUAUGUAUAAAUUGAACGCAUCUACCUAUCUAUCUCAACCCAGAUCUUUUGUUAUUCAUUCUUUACCUUAUUAAAAAUCCUUGUUAAAUAUUGUAUAAUUGUUCUAUUUUCAUUAUUCUUGUUUCUCGGUGUUCAAAAGUGUG
Messenger RNA from Trichobilharzia regenti, 2637 nucleotides. NCBI's taxonomy places the organism in Eukaryota, Metazoa, Platyhelminthes, Trematoda, Strigeidida, Schistosomatidae. The record is from the annotation of a GenBank genome assembly.